Durusdinium trenchii is the source of this 360-nucleotide messenger RNA. NCBI's taxonomy places the organism in Eukaryota, Dinophyceae, Suessiales, Symbiodiniaceae. The record is from the annotation of a GenBank genome assembly.
AUGAGCGAUUGGCUUGUACCUCUCAGCGGCUCAAAAGCACCAACUGCAACUCAGUCCAAGCAAAUGGCGAAGCGUACCAAGAAGGUCGGGAUCACGGGCAAAUAUGGCACUCGUUACGGUGCCUCCCUGAGGAAGAUCAUCAAGCGCUACGAGAUUCAGCAGCGUGCCCGAUACAUGUGUAGCUUCUGCGGCAAGGAGAACGUGAAGCGUGUGGCCGAUGGCAUUUGGAAGUGCAAAUCGAAAAGCUGCAACAGGACCAUGGCUGGUGGCUGCUGGACCCUGAGCACGGGCCCAGCGGCCACGGUGCGCGCAACCAUUGCGCGCCUGAGGAAGCAACUGCAGGGUGGCGUCGAGGACUGA